AUGGCGCCCGCCCGGAAAAGGACAAACAACAUUGCACGCCGCAGGCGGCUUGAUGACGAGGACGAGAGCAAGUCGCUGGUCACCGAGCUGGCGGACGACUCGCAGAGCGACAUUUCAGCGCCCAGCGACGUGGACGCCGACGCCGACGCCGACAACAGCGACCUGAGUGACGCAGACAGUGGCGUGGCGCCGACAGAAGGGAAGCCAAAGCGGAAGGCAAAUGGGACUCGUAGCGGGAAGGCCGCACCAGCUGUCAGCACCCGGCAGCCCUCGCCGCCCAUUGCGCGGUCUGACGCCGCCUUCACGGCCCUGAAGGACACGGAAGCCAUGAUGAACGGACUGAGCAUGACGGACGCCGCGAGCAAGGCCGAAGAGGUCGACUUCGAGACGGGGGCGCCUGCUGAGUCCGCGCCGGCCGUCGGCCCGCCCUCUGCACGGCCAGAGACGCUGGGCGAUCGCAGGCGGCGGGAGCACGAGGAGUACAAGAAGAAGCGUGACUCGGACCCAGCCUUCAUCCCCAACAGGGGCGCCUUCUUCAUGCACGACUCCCGCUCCGCGCCGGGCCAGAACGGAUUCCGGCCGGUCGGCGGACGUGGUCGAGGGCGCGGAGGCAUUGGCGGGCCAUUCUCUCCAGCAAACUUGAGACAACACGCCCCCGAGGCGACGGAUUCGCCGUGGCAGCACGACCUGCACGAGGCUGUCAACGCGCCUCACCAGCCCGCACAACACGCACCGCCCAGCAACAUGCCCACACAACACGCGCCCCACGCGCCACAACACGCUCAAAGAGCGCCCUUCGCUCCUGUCUCGAGACCGCCGCAGACUCGCAACUUCUCCACCACCGUGCACACCCAUAACGCCGUCGUCCGAAUCCUCCUUCCCAGCAUGAAAGCCCCCGUCACCUUCCAGAACGUCCCCAUCAAGUCACACACACGCCUGCCGAACCAUCGCCCGCCUCUCCGCCGCGACAAGCCCGUCCGCAUCUCGCUGCCUCCAUCCGCACCACGCUACAUCUUCCCCACAGUCGAGCGGUCUUUCAUCUUCAUCCCGCGCGCGCUGCGCCCCAACCAACAAGGCUUUGGCCGUGGCCGAGGGAGGUUUGGUUCAAUCGGCGGUGGAGGCUUCUCGAGCAGACGGACGAGUGUAUACGGCGGGAGCGUGUACUCGCCAAGCGUAGCCCUUAGCAGGCGGUCAUCUAUUGCUCGGGAUAACAUGGUCUCGCCGGCUGGCUCCAUCAUGUCCAGAAACGGCAGCUUCAUCGACCCGAACCGGCCUGUUGUGCGACUGCCUCCUGGCGGUGUCAGGAUGCCUACUGGUCCGGCCAUCAUCUCGCCCACCAACGGUUCAUACCCUCCGCCGCAAAAGCCAGCAUUCCGCGAGAACUGGGCACAAGGCCAGCUGCCCAUGCACCAGCCACGCCCCCAGAAGAACGUCAAUGUCGCAGGCAUCGAGUCGCCUGCUUCGAUGAACUUCAACCCUCCUCAGCAGCAAGAGCAGCAGCCUUUCCAUCAGCAGGUGCCCGCCCACAUCAAUGGCGCUGGGCCAUCAGGCGAGCAGCCAGGUUUCUACCAGCACGCUCGUCAGCCCUCUUAUUCUGGCCAGAUAUCCACAGGUACGCCGCUGAAUAAUAUCCCAGAGCGUGCCAUCCACGCACCCGCCUUCCAGCCCUUUCAGCCUGGCUACCAGCCCCAGCCAUUCGUACCAGGCGGCUACUACUACCCACCCAGCGCUCCUCAACAGCCGUACAUGGCACCUGGUGGCAUGGUACCGAUGUUUGUGCCUGGCGCGCAACAACCCUACGCUAUGCCGGCACCGGCGCCUGCCGUCGCUCCUCCUGCGCCCGCUGCUGCAGGCCCUCCGAACAUGGUCGCUGUUGAGCAGAACGGCAUGACCUUCUACAUGGACGCCAACCAGCUGCCCUACGCACCGCCUGCGGACGCCUACGCCGCGCAGCCCAGUUACACGAUGCCCGGCAUGGGCGGUAUGAUGACUCCUGCACCGGACGGCGCGUACUACUACCCGCAGCAGAUGCAGCCUACGGCCUUCUAUCCUCAGCAGUAG
This is a messenger RNA of Didymella exigua CBS 183.55, 2061 nucleotides long. RefSeq lists its product as uncharacterized. Gene Ontology annotation, biological process: mRNA processing. Lineage: Eukaryota; Fungi; Ascomycota; Dothideomycetes; Pleosporales; Didymellaceae. The coding region runs from base 1 to 2061 and encodes 686 amino acids. The record is from RefSeq and is a predicted model, not a curated record. The transcript has 2 exons. Gene Ontology annotation, molecular function: mRNA binding. Gene Ontology annotation, cellular component: exon-exon junction complex.